Girardinichthys multiradiatus is the source of this 788-nucleotide messenger RNA. It is a transcript of the gene czib, whose product is annotated as CXXC motif containing zinc binding protein. Gene Ontology annotation, molecular function: zinc ion binding. The record is from RefSeq and is a predicted model, not a curated record. Bases 69 to 551 code for a protein of 160 amino acids. Lineage: Eukaryota; Metazoa; Chordata; Actinopteri; Cyprinodontiformes; Goodeidae. The transcript has 8 exons.
AUCUAUAUUCGAAAACGUAGAAGCUAAAAUUUUCAAGGAUUCCUGAACGCAUUCGCGACAGCGUCAAGAUGGUGAAAUUCGGGCUGCAGUUUAAAGCCACUCUGGAAAAUGUGACCAACGUGAGGCCGCUGGGGGAAGACUUCCGGUGGUUUCUGAAGCUGAAGUGUGGAAACUGUGGAGAGGUCCCAGAUAAAUGGCAGUACGUAACUCUAAUGGAGAAUGUUCCCCUAAAAGGAGGCAGAGGGAGUGCCAGUAUGGUGCAGAAGUGCAAACUUUGUGCAAGGGAGAACUCAAUUGAUAUCCUGAGAGACACCCUUACCCCUUAUAAUGCAGGGGACAACGAAACCUUCAAGACGAUGGUGCAGUUCGAGUGUCGAGGUCUGGAGCCCGUUGAUUUCCAACCACAAGCUGGCUUUGCUGCAGAAGGAGCAGAGACUGGAACCCCGUUCCCUGAAGUCAACCUGCUAGAAAAAGACUGGACAGACUAUGAUGAGAAAGCCAACGAGUCUGUGGGAAUCUAUGAGGUCACGCACCGAUUCAUCAAGUGUUGAGGUCGUUACAUGAGGAGCCUUGGACCUGGUAUAGAUGGGACACUACAGUCAGAUAUCCUCAGUCCUGGCUACUGUCAACCAGAAUGCUUUGCACCCUGAGGCGGUGGUUUGGUUCCUGAUGAACAAUGGGAGGUCUUGGUUAACACACAGCUAUCCAUUCGUGUUUCUUGGAUUGAUCUGUAUGCUCAGCAGACAUGACCCUUGUGCAUUGUCUCAAUAAAAGUAAAGAUGUGGGGA